Messenger RNA from Wyeomyia smithii (pitcher-plant mosquito), 1480 nucleotides. RefSeq lists its product as uncharacterized. The transcript has 3 exons. The coding region runs from base 151 to 1407 and encodes 418 amino acids. The record is from RefSeq and is a predicted model, not a curated record. NCBI's taxonomy places the organism in Eukaryota, Metazoa, Arthropoda, Insecta, Diptera, Culicidae.
UGAUAACGGACAAACUUGAGAAGAUUCACGUUUUCUAAUCAUAGGCAAACACAAAGUGUCUGGCAUUGCACACCGCCAAACGCGGCUCAGGAAAUUAGUUAGCAACCGACCGCAUGAUAGGACAGAUCGUUCUCUACCUUCCAGAAGAUCAUGUCAGCUUCAAAUCAAGUUAACGUCCCAAAUUAUCUGAAUGAGGAACUAGUCAGAAAAUCACUCAUUAACGAGUUUCACAGCGAUGACUUGCAGGUCGUCAGUUUGGACAUUUCACCAGCAACAUCGAGUGGCGAUAAUUAUAUGAGUGACGUAUUUCGCAUUCAUGUUAAAUUUCGCAUCUCACCGAAGGUGCAAACCAUGCAGGAAAUAUCACUGGUGGUAAAAUGCCUACCGUUUACCGGCAAUCGGGGACCAGUAAUCGAGGAGAUGAUCGUAUACGAAAAAGAAACGGAGAUGUUUCUGAAUGUUAUUCCACAGCUGUCGAAAAUCUCCAACAAUGAAUUCUUCGCCGCCAAGUGCUACUAUGCCACUCGUGUUCCAGAGCGGAUGCUGGUAUUUCACGACCUCAAAUCGAUGAAUUUCACCAUGGCCAACCGCCAUGCCGGACUGGACUUCGACCAUUGCGCGUUGAUUAUGAGGAAAAUUGGAAAAUUUCACGCCGCGUCGAUGCCGUUUAGCGAGCGUAACAUGGAUAUAAUGAACAAGUACUUCCACUUCAACAUGUUCAAUCCGUCCGUUGAGAAGAGAUCCGACUGCAUUAAUAUGAUUUUUGAACAAGGACUGGGAACGUUUAUUGAUGUAGCUGAGAACAACUGGGAUGAUUUUGAUCCGAAAAUAAUAGCGAAACUCAAGAAACUACUGCCUACAUAUGUAUCUAAGCUAGAAGCAUGCUUGACGCAAAAGUUUGAUGACGGAUAUAAGGUAUUGAAUCAUGGAGAUUUAUGGUGCAAUAAUAUGCUUUUUAAGUACAACGAAAAGUCCGGCAAAGUAGAAGACGUAGUUUUCGUGGAUUACCAGAUUUGCUACUACUCCAGCCCGGGAGUGGAUCUCAACUAUGCCAUCGCUAACUGUCCUAAUCUGGAGACUCGCAAUCGAUCGGACGAGUUGAUCGUUAUCUAUCAUCAAGCACUGAGUGAAACGUUAAAAUCUGUUGGUUAUCCGCGAAUUCCAUCCCUGGAUGAUGUGUACCAUGAAAUUCGGAGAAUGGAAUUCUUCUCACUGGUUUCGGUCGUUUCGGUUCUUCCUAUCGUGAUGAUGGAAAAAUCGGACUCGGUUAAACCCAGCUUCGAGGCGUUUUAUGACAAAGAGCUAGCGGACAAAGUUCGCCGGAUACAGUACGGUGGAAAAAUGUUUCAGGCGAUUGUGAAACCGAUGCUGAAACAGUUCGAUGAUAGAAAAUUACUGGAUGUGUAGAAAUAUUAUUGGUUUUUAGAAUCAUUUGUGAAUUUUAUUGUAUUAAAAUAAAUCUUCAGUACUACUUAAAAAA